AUGCGACCGAUCGAUAGUAGUAUACUUUAUACAGAAGAUGCUUUAGAAAAUAUAAAAGAAGAAAUUCCAACAUCAUUUACAAAUGUAACUUCUUCGCCUACAAAAUUUGAAGUUCGUCUUUGUACAACUUUACAAGCAGCUCAAUCAUUAGUUACUGAAAUGGAUGAAGAUCGUAUUGGUAUAUUAAAUUUUGCAUCUGCAAAAAAUCCUGGAGGAGGUUUUCUCCGAGGUUCUAGUGCUCAAGAAGAAUCAUUAGCUAGAUCAUCAUCACUUUAUUUAUCAAUCUCUCAAAAUAGAUUUUUUAAUGAAUUUUAUGGUUAUCAUCGACGUAAUAAAAAUGGUAUUUAUACUCAUCGUAUUAUUUAUUCACCACGAGUCAUCGUUCUCAAAGAUGAUAAUGGAAAAUUAUUAUCUUCUCCUUAUCAUGUUGGUAUUGUAACAGUUGCAGCUCCUAAUGCUAGUAUUGUUCAAGAUUCCGAAGCAAUUCGAUAUGCAAUGAAAGAACGUAUUAAACGUUUAUUAUAUGUAUUCGAAAUUAAUCAACAUGAUACCCUAGUAUUAGGAGCAUUUGGUUGUGGUGUUUUUAAAAAUAAUCCACUAGAAGUUGCGUUCAUUUUUCGACAACAUUUAGAAUCGAGUGAAUUUAAAAAUUCUUUCAAACGAAUUAUUUUUGCAAUUUUAAAUCCAGAAAUGUAUCGUGUGUUUCAACGAGUAUUUACUGCGACUGAUUUAACUGUUAUACAACAAGAAAUUGAAGAAAUAUAUUUAAAUAAUGGAGAUAAUCAGUAUCAACAGUAUAAAAAUGAUCAAAAGAAAAAUAAUAGUAACUAUCACAAUCAAGAAGAUGAUGGUGAUGACAACUGA
This is a messenger RNA of Adineta steineri, 864 nucleotides long. The record is from the annotation of a GenBank genome assembly. Lineage: Eukaryota; Metazoa; Rotifera; Eurotatoria; Adinetida; Adinetidae.